UUUAAUAUCAUUUAAAGCGAAACCGGUCGUGUUUUUUGGUCUGCUAUCAAUUGUGGUAACUGCACUCACCGUCUACGUUGUCUACGUGGACUCUUAUUUUGUGUGUUCCUCCCAAGUUCCCAAUUGAGGUCCAUCUCUGCCAGCGUUUAGCCGUUAGCGUUAAUCUUAACGCUUUGCUUAUCGCAAUUACCAACGAUUAUGCACUAUUAUCAAAGCGCCCCAGUUGAGAGAAGAGUUGAUACAGGCGACGCCGAGAUGAGACUGCUGAGUAAUAGAGGUGCCCUCUGGAAUUUGACGAAAAGCUCACUGAAAUCUAAUCAAAGCGCUUCGAAUGGGCUCGUUAAACUGCUGCCUGCCAGCUACAGCAGCGAAAGUGCUGCUGAGCCAAGGCAGAAUCUAUUGAAGUUUCAUGUGCUGCCAUUGAAGGAGACGCUGGAUCGUUUCCUGUGCACUGUUCAGCCACUGUUGUCAGCCAGCGAGUAUAAGAAUCAGCUGGAAAUAACCGAAAAGUUCAAGCAAAAUGAGGGCAAACAACUGCAAAUGCUUCUCGAAUCGGUUGGCAAGGAUGAGACGAACUGGCUGGCACAUCGCUGGCUAACAACGGCAUAUAUGAAGUAUCGUGAUCCGGUCACCGUCUACUCCAGUCCCGGCAUGACAUUUCCACUGCAGAAAUUCAAUAGUCCGCAAGACUAUAUUGACUAUACGGCGAAGGUAAUUUUCGGUCUGGGUGAAUUUAAGAACAUUGUGGAUGCUGGUAAAAUACCGAUUGUUAAGAUGGGUAAAAAUGAGUUGGACAAUAGUCAGUUUGGCAAAGUGUUUGGCACCUGUCGCAUACCACGUCCUGUCCAGGAUGAUGUCGAGUACAAUCCCAAUUCCAAGCAUGUCGUCGUCAUCUACAAAAAUCAUUUUUACAAGAUGCGUAUCUACGACAAGCAGGAUCAACUACUGUCUGCUUCGGUAUUGGCCAAACAGUUGGAUUUUAUCAUGAAAGCGGAAACGGAGACUGGUAUACCCUUUGGCAUUCUUACUACAGACUCGCGCGACAAUUGGACCGAAGCCUAUGAGCAAUUGCUAAAAACACCGGAAAAUUGCGUUGCGAUUGAUGCGAUUCAAACAUCAUUGUUCACUGUUUCGAUGGAUGAAUGCACCCCUUCUAAGCCCGGCGAUCAAGUGAACCAGCUAAUUCUCGGCCUGAUUCAUGGCGAAGGUAGUCGCGCAAAUAGCGGCAAUCGUUGGAUGGAUAAAACUAUUCAACUGGUGGUCAAUCCAAAUGGAAACGUUGGCUUCACAUAUGAGCAUUCACCGGCUGAGGGACAACCCAUUGCCAUGAUGAUGGACUAUGUGGUAAAGAAAAUGCUUGAGGACAAAGACUAUGGAGAAUGUGGCUCCAAGGAGACUGAUUGCAAGGCGGAAAAGAUCAAUUUCGGUCCGCUCGAUGCAUGCCUUGACCAAUGGAUAUUCUAUGCGAAACGUAAUGUCGAUAAGCUUGUUCAUGAUCUGCAAAUGAAGGUGCUCAAAUUCGAGUGCUUCGGCAAGGACUAUAUUAAAAAGAAGCGUUUGGGCCCAGAUAGCUUUGUGCAAAUGGCUCUACAACUGGCAUUCUAUAAAAUGCACAAGGAGCCUGGUGCCCAAUAUGAAUCGGCUCAUUUGCGUAUUUUCGAGAACGGACGCACGGAGACCAUCCGCUCCUGCUCAAACGAAUCGCUGGCCUUUUGCAAAGCGAUGACCAGCGACAAGGCGUCUGUGGAGGAACGGGCCAAGCUGAUGCGCGAGGCAGUGGCCAGUCAUCAGGCAUACACGAGACUGGCGCUACAGGGACGCGGUGUCGAUCGUCAUUUGCUGGGCCUGAAACUGAUGGCACUGGAGAAUAAAUUGCCAAUACCCGAAUUCUAUUCAUCGCCGGGAUUUACAAAGUCCAUGAAUUUCCGCGUGUCUACAUCGCAAGUGGCGACCUUAUAUGAGGCCUUCAUGGGCUAUGGUCCAUAUGUGGAUGAUGGCUAUGGCUGUUGCUACAAUCCUCGUGAUUCUGACAUUUUUGUAGCCAUUUCGGCAUGGAGACAUAGUAAUGCUACAGACGCCGAAAAAUUUGCGGAGGUCCUUACAAAAUCCUUCCUUGAAAUGCAAAUUGUUCUGGACAAGGAGCCCGUCAAAUCCAAGUUGUAGUGCCUUAAUGGAGUUUCCUAUAAAGUGUCCAUUAAAUUUCAAAUGGUGGAUUGCCAUCAUCAUCAUCGCAACCAAUUAAAUAUUCCUAGUAUAUUGAAACACACACACACAUCUAGUCUGCGUUUUUUACUUGUCCUAGCCUAUUUUAAUUUACUGUUCAUUUUCAAAUAAUUUCAAAAUUGUUGUAAUGCGGGCCAUACUCAAUGCGAAUAAA
This is a messenger RNA of Drosophila grimshawi, 2377 nucleotides long. Its product is annotated as carnitine O-acetyltransferase. Bases 199 to 2163 code for a protein of 654 amino acids. The transcript has 6 exons. NCBI's taxonomy places the organism in Eukaryota, Metazoa, Arthropoda, Insecta, Diptera, Drosophilidae. Gene Ontology annotation, cellular component: peroxisome. Gene Ontology annotation, molecular function: carnitine O-acetyltransferase activity. The record is from RefSeq and is a predicted model, not a curated record. Gene Ontology annotation, biological process: carnitine metabolic process, CoA-linked.